This is a messenger RNA of Trichechus manatus latirostris (Florida manatee), 2838 nucleotides long. RefSeq names its product retrotransposon Gag like 9 (gene RTL9). The transcript is spliced from 3 exons. The coding region runs from base 1 to 2838 and encodes 945 amino acids. The record is from RefSeq and is a predicted model, not a curated record. NCBI's taxonomy places the organism in Eukaryota, Metazoa, Chordata, Mammalia, Sirenia, Trichechidae.
AUGACCUUACAUUCACUGCGAUUCAACAAUACGCUGAGGGAGGAAAACGCCAACCCCCAAAACAGGGGGACGACCUUCUCGAGACCAGUGACAGAAACCAGAGCAGAGGUCCAAAUUCUGCGUUCUCACGUACAGUUGCCUAUAGCCUCAACUUCAGCUUCAGACCCUGGAGGCAUGUCCACACAGCUAAUGACAUCCCCAGCCUUUGACACCAUGUCUGCACCUCUAAUGGGAGCACCAAACUCUGGAGCACUCUCCCCACCACUAAUGCCAACCUCAGACUCUGGGACACUGUCCCCUUUACUAAUGCCAUCCUCAGAUUCUGGGACACUGUCCCCAUUGUUAAUGCCAGCCUCAGAUUCUGGAGUGCUCUCCCCAUUGCUGUCCACUUCAGACUAUGGGUUAAUGUCCCCAGGGCUGAUGACAAUUCCUGACUUUGGAACGAUGUCCACAGCACUAAUGGCAGCACCAGAUUCUGGAGAGAUAUCACCAUUGGCAAUGCCAGCUUCAUCCUCUGGAGUGAUGUCUACACCUAUAAUGAGCACUGCAUCCUCUGAAGCAGUGUCCACACCAUUAAUGCUAGCCUCAGAUCCUGGAGAGAUAUCCCCACUGCUAAUGCCAGAUAUAAAUCCUGGAGAGACGUCUGCACAGCAAAUGACAACUCCAGGCUCUGAAGCAAUGUCCCCUUUGCAAAUUACAGAUGAAGACACUGAAGCAAUGUCCAAAGUGCUAAUGACUGCUCUAGCCUCUGGAGAGAUCUCUUCCCUGCUAAUGUCAGGCACAGACUCUGAAGCAAUAUCCUCACUGAUAAUGUCAGCCCUAGCUCCAGGAGAAAUGCCAACCCAGCCAAUGAGCACCCAAGACUCUGGGGGAAUGCCCACCCCAGUAAUGUCAGGCCCAGACUCUGGAGUAAUGUCCUCACUGCUAACAUCAGCUCCAGGCUCUGGAGCAAUGUCCACACCACUACUGUCAGUUCCAGAUGCUGGAGAAAUGUCCACAUUACUAAAGCCAGCCCCAGACUCCGAAGCAGUGUCCCCACUGCUAAUGACAGCUGUAGCCUCUGGAGGGAUGCCAACUCAGCUAACGCCAGGCCCAGGUUCUGGAGUGACGUCCCCACUAUUAACACAAAAUCUAGACUCUGAAAUCAUAUCUCCUCCACCAAUGAGAACAACAGCCUCCGGAGUGAUGUCCACAUCGCCAAUGAGAGCCUCAGAUUCUGGAGCAAUGUCCACACCGCUAAUGAGAGCCACAGCCUCUGGAAGUAUGUCUACAUUGCUAAAGACAGUUCCAGUCUCUGGAGCAAUGUCCACCCCACCGAUGACAGUCACAACCUCUGGAGCAAUGUCCACCGAGAAAAUGUCAGCCCCAGCCUCUAAAGUGAUGUCCACACAGUCAACAAUGGCCAAAAAUUCUGGAGCAAUAUCCACAGGGUUUAUGAAAGCCACAGCCAGUGGCGCAAAGUCCACACAGCGGACAAGAGCCUCAGUCUCUGGAGUGAUGUCCACACCACUAAUGACAGCCACAGCCCCUGAAACAAUGUCCAUGCCGCAAUUUACAGCCCCAGCCUCUGGAUCGAUGUCCACACUGCAAAUGAGAACCCCAGACUCUGGAGCAAUAGCCCCAGCCCCGGGAGCAAUGUCCACGCUGCAAACAAGAGCCCCAAGCUUUGGCUCUAUGUCGACACCACAAAUAACAUACACAGCUUCUAGAGGGAUGUCCACAUUACCAACAAAAGCCUCAGCUUCUGGAGCAAUGUCCACGCCAAUUACGAGAGCCUCAUCUUCUGGAACAAUGUCUGUGCCACUACUGAGAGCCACAGUCUCUGGAGAGGUGUCCAUGCCACAAAUGACAGCCAUGGCUUCUGGAGGGCUGUCCAAGCCGCUGAUGAGAGCCCCAGCCUUGGAAGCAAUGUCCACACCACAAGUGGAAGCCACAGCCUCUAGAGUGAUGUCCAAUCCAGAAACCAAAACCACAGACUCUGGAAAGACAUCCACCUGUCACAUCAACACCACAGCCUCUGGAUCAAAGUCCACACCACGUGCGACAGCUACAACCCCUGAAAUGAGGAACCCACCACCAAAGGAAGUCCCAUCCUUUGGAAUGUUGACCCCAGCACUCUGUUACCUCUUAGAAGAGCAGGAAGCGGCCCGAGGUUCAUGCCCUGUGGAAGAGGAGAUGGAGAUUGAUGAAGAGAAGCAGAUGAAGUGUUUUUUGGAUGAUUCAGAGAAAAUGGCUUUUCUGGUGUCUCUUCAUUUGGGGGCAGCAGAGCGGUGGUCCAUCUUGCAGAUGGAGGUAGGAAACCCCCUUUCAGCUGAAAAUAAAUCUUUCCUGAGCAGAUCACAAGGCUUAUAUGAAUCCUUAUCUGAGGUAGACAUCCUCAGUGCUGUUCUUUGCCAUCCCAAGCAAGGCCAGAAGUCAGUCAGGCAGUAUGCCACUGACUUCCUACUGCUGGCCAGACAUUUGUCUUGGUCUGAUGCCAUUUUACGGACCAGGUUUCUGGAAGGACUCUCAGAAGCUGUUGCCACCAAAAUGGGCCGGAUCUUCCUGAAGGUGGCCAGCAGCCUAAAGGAGUUGAUAGACAGGUCUCUCUACACUGAGUGCCAGCUGGCUGAAGAGAAGGAUUCACCAGGCAACUCAAGCCAGGAUUUGCCAUCAGCCUGUAAGCGGAAUAAUGAGGAGGCAAUGGAGAAUGAACUGAACUCACAUCAGCAGACUGAGGAGCACCAGCAUGUUCCCAAACGCUGUUACUACCUGAAAGAGCAUGGAGACCCCCAAGAAGGUCUUCAUGAUCACCUUCGACAGAGCACAGGCCAUCAGAAGGCCCCCACUGACAAGUAA